Diachasma alloeum is the source of this 3612-nucleotide messenger RNA. RefSeq lists its product as uncharacterized. Bases 171 to 2117 code for a protein of 648 amino acids. The transcript has 2 exons. The record is from RefSeq and is a predicted model, not a curated record. Lineage: Eukaryota; Metazoa; Arthropoda; Insecta; Hymenoptera; Braconidae.
UGAAAGUGUCUACUGGCAUUAACGAUAAAAAAUACGUAGACCUCGAGGGAGGAGGAGAUGAACCACUGAAGAUUCUAUUGUCAAGAGAGAGUAAAUCUUCCCGAUGUUUCAACCUCAUAAAAUUCAUCUUCUAUCUGGAGAUCAUUCUGUUCAUUGGGCUGUUUGGUUUGAUGGGGCUGCAGUCCUACGUGACGAAACCCAGGAUUUAUUCAUUGUCAUCUACCAAUGAAGAGUCUGAUGUCUCGAAGAACUUGGAUUACGUCAAGAAGAUGUCAACUUUGGCGUCGGCAACUGAAGCGGGGCCAUCUCGAGAAAUGAAUUCUGGUGAAGGUACAGAAGACUACAAGAGGCUUCUGCGCGCUGAAAUUUCAGAACAGCUGGAUCAGAAAUUGAAGGAGGCGAUAGGGGAACCCCGCGAUAGUGAGAGCAAGAAAUCAAAGUUCAGUGGUGAUGGUGGUAAUAGCCACGAGCAUCAUGAUUCCAAAGUGCUUGCGGUGGUGAGAAUACUAUUACCUGAACUUAUGAUAAACGCUGGGAAUAUUGGAGGGGAAUUUGGUGGAGAUGAUCGAAGUGAAAGUGAUAGAUUCGGAGAUGAUGAUGAUAGCCACGAGACUUUUAAUUCCAAAGUGCUUCAGGUAGUGAAAAUUUUAUUGCCUGAGCUUCUGGUGAAAUUAAGGAAUCGUGGAGAGGAAUUUGGUCAUGAUGAACGAAGUGGAAGUGAAUCCCAAACCCAAAGUUUUGGAGAUUUGGUUGGAGAUAUGAGUAAAGAGGAAGGAGUGGUGUCAAGCACUCGGAGGAAUCAUGAUGUUGUCUUCGUUGAUCCCCUCUUCCCAAGUUUUGAAUCAGAUGAUCGUGAUUAUAACGAGGGGAGAUUGGAUAAUAGUGGAAAAGGUGAAAUAGUUGGGCCUGAAGAAGGUUCAGAAGCCUUCGAAGACCUUCAGCGCGGACAAAUACCUUUAUUUGAAGGGAUUCAUACGACUCCUGAUGACCCAAGUCUUCUUGCUGUAGGCGAUAUCAUGAAGAGUGAAGGACGAAGUGGAAGUGAAUUCCAAGCCCAAAAUGUUGGAGAUUUGGUUGGAGAUGUGAGUAAAGAAGAAGAAGUGUUCCCGAGUUUUAAAUCAGAAGAUCCUGACUAUAACGAGGGGAAACUGGAUAAUAGUGGAAAAGGUGAAAUAGUUGAGGCUGAAGAAGGUUCAGAAGCCUUCGGAGACCUUCAGCGCGGACAAAUGACUUCAUUUGAAGGGAUUCAUAAGACUCCUGAGGACCCAAGUCUUCUUUCUCUAGUCGAUCUCACGAAGAAGAGUGAAGGAGACUUAGAAUCAUCUGCACCAUCGGAUGUUCCGCUGCAAUCUGUGAAUAUUGGCGAGGAAUAUGGUCGUGAUGAACGAAGUGGAAGUGAAUCCCAAGCCCAAAGUUUUGGAGAUUUGGUUGGAGAUGGGAGUACAGAGGAAGGAGUGGUGUCAAGCACUCGGAGGAAGCGUGAUGUCUUCGUUGAUCCUCUCUUCCCAAGUUCUGAAUUAGAAGAUCCCGACUGUAGCGAGGGGAGAUCGGAUAAUAGUGGAAAUAGUGAAACAGUUGGGGCUGAAGAAGGUUCAGAAGCACUUGGAGACCUUCAUACGAUUCCUGAUGACCCAAGUCUUCUUGCUUCAGUAGACGACACGAAAGUUACUGAAGAAGCUGAGGUGCCAAUUCCCCAACGAAAUACUAAACAGCUGACGGGGAAUUCCCCUCAGGUGAAUGUUGAUGCAAUAGAGCCCAAUGAAGGAAUUAAAACUAAACUUCCGGAAGAUAGUAUUGAAGUCCCUUUAGAGGACCUGAAACUCAACGAAAAGUCCGAUCGCGAUGAUGCAAAUUUCGUAGUUGUAGUCGAUCCACUCGAGAUCAGUGACGAGUAUGACGGCGAGUAUGAUGUACCCAGGAGAGCGUGUGGUAACAACAAAAUUAUGGUUGACAAAAUUGGCGCCCUUCGAACGUUACUACCGGAGCACUGGUCGGGCUGUGUUGAUGCUGGCUCUGUACUCAAGGCUAUCUUCAAACACCCCAAUGCGUGGAGCGCUUUCGAGCGCUAUUUUUCUCAGAGAGCGGGGAAUCCCCGUGAUACCUGGGCGGGAGUUUGAUAUUUCUUGUUAGAACAGGGCAAUAGGUUCUAGUGUUCGGAGCAAAGUCGUUACGGUUUGAAUAAAAAACUGGUGAUUCGAUUCCAGAAGAAAUAUUUGUAAAAUGUAGCAGUAAAUAUUACUUAUUUAUCGGUGAAAAAUGUUCUUGAAAUGAAAAGGUGAGUUUUUAAAGCAAGUUCAGGGUUAGUGAACUCUAAUUCAACGCUGAUUGAGAAAUGAGUUGUCAAUUAAAUCGAGAGACAAUUAUGUAUUUUAAAGAUGUUUCAAAAAAUGCAUGAUAAAUUUUAAAACAGGAGAAAUGUAAAUUUAAAACUGCAAAUUUUUUCAAUUUAAAAAUCAACACUUUUUAAAUAAAAGAACUGAGAUCAUAGGUUUCAGCAAAAUUAUAGACAUAAUUUUUGGAAAAAGUGGAGAAUUUCAUACAUUCGUAAAAUUCAGAGAUUUUUUUCUGGAAACAACUUUUUUUCUCCUACAUAUUAUUUAUUCACGUCAUCGACUCAUGAGUUGAGCAUUCACGUUUGUUCAUUCAUAGUUUCUAAGUGUUUCUCUGUAUCGUAGUUGUUAUUUUGAUAAUUUGUGAAGAUAGAAUAUAUACUUGAAUGAUAGAAUAAUGAUGAUUCAUCUCUUAUCGUCGAUUGCAGAAAUCAUCUGGAGGCUGAGAGCUUGUGCCUCAAUUCAUUCCAUUGAAUUCCAUAAAUUAUUCAUGAAAAAUAUCGAACAAUCUUAUUCCUCAAAUCAGAGGAAAUCCCUUCAUUAUAGCACUGUCAAAACAGUAAUUAAUUUAAUUACUUCAUCAUUUUUUCAUUAUCACGAAAAAAAGAAGCCAUGAAAAUCCCACACAUGGGAGUGACGAGUUGAGCCGAGAGAGUGAAAAAAACUCGCAUGAGGAGAAGCCAUCCCAGAGCAUGGAGAAAACAAUUACGACGAUAAGGGUAUUUUAAUGGUCGCUCCAAUUAUAAAACUUUUCAGUUUCGCGUGAUCGACACACAAGCGUUAUAAUUCCCCCCGAAUCCGCGAAAUUUCUCAUUCCACACUUAGUCACAUCAGGGACUUCCCCCGCAAUCAGCGCCCAGGAUCACCUGAACAGCUCGACGCCGCAUUCUCACCUCGCCAUAUCUUCGUGAUUAAUACCGACGAACUUUUUUCCAACAACUAGGCAAAUUCUUCGUUUCAGUCAAAUAAAUUUCAUUCGAAAAAAAUAUAUGGGAUUUUUGUUUGUGUUUUUAUGAGAAGUAUUUCGUGAAUAUGAAAUGGGGAAACUAUUUUAAAUUCGAUACGAUGAUAAUACUAUUUGAAAUGGAGAGUUAAAUUUGACUAUGCCGAGCAAUCACAUGAUAUUUAUUUUUUAUUUUUAGGGGUGUUUACUAACUUUUUUAAUGAGAAAAAAAAAUGAAGUGGAAAAAACUUGAAAAAUUCGUGUCGAUAAAUUUUUGUAGGAAAAGUCUUAAUAGAAUAAGUUGUAUAGAAACAUGAAUAUUCGGACUAAGUAUUUUAA